AUGGCUCCACUUGACUUUGACAAAUCGGCCAAUGUUGCGUCACUGGCGGGGACUUGGCUGGGAACUAUUUUCACCGGUGUCGGCCUGCUUGCUGUAUUGACCCAGCUUCGUAGCUUGCUGCUGUAUGUGACUGCGGAGAACCGACGAUGGAAAGAAAGGGCCGCUGGCGCGUGGGCCAGUUGCAUUCUGAUGGACCAGUUGCCCAGCAAUGGGAUCCAAGAAGGCGUAAUUCCUACGUUUUCUGGCUGGCUACAGCAUUUCUACUUGCAAGAGAAGACCAUUGCCACAUCGCAAGACGAUCAUGGAGUAUGUGGGAAAAGUUCCUGGAGUAAUCUCUUUGGUCGGAUGGAUAUAAAGGCUGCUGAUCUAGACGCAUAUGGUGGGUUGAGACCACAGCUAGCUCCAACGCGGAAACGUGUCAUUUCGGGUCGUAACCUCUGGAUCCGCCCUUUAAGGUCGGGACUCGGAGAUGCGUUAGUUGAAAAUGGGAGCAUUUCCUACGGCUUCUCGGCGCCAGAGUUUGCAGCACUGAUCAUCCUCUGCGGUUUCCGUCCUGGAGACUUCGCGCCGCAGAGCUCACGACAUUCGACGUCUUUCUAUGGCCAGAUGCGCGUCGCCGACUACGGACCGUUCUCGCAGAUUGCGAAUUUCGACUCUCAUCAUGGAUUCCGUGACGCCAUCAGGAGCGUUACGACGGGUAUGCGUGACGUUCCCGUUGCUCACAGCCUUGACCUUGCGUUUGGUAUGAUUCCUAUCGAGGGUCGUCACGGAAGGGGAUGGGUAAUUCCCCGUGAAUGGAACACCGUGCCGGACAUGCAGUUCCAUAAGUCUUCGACGGAGGUCUGGAGUGGAUAUGCGUUGCCACAGCAACUCAAAACGAUUCAGUACUCCUUUGAGCGCUUUGUAGGUACCGGAGAGCUGGCGGUUGCGGAUUACGCGCAAAGGAAUGACGUUUUUGAGGCCGAUGAUGUUCUGGUAAUGGAAAAUCUGAUAUCUUCGAGUGGACUUACUUCGGUAGCGCAAUGGUCCGCUGGAAAAUCGGGACCCAAGUCUGCAAACAUAGCGAGGGAGCUGUUAAAUGCUACGCAUGCAAUAACCGCCAUUCAGCCUUGGGGUUUGUUGCCCGUCCUUCCAGAGCAUAUGGUGGUCGCUGUCAAAUUGAUUUUGGAUCCUUUUUAUAAGACGAGAGAAUUCACGAUUAGGGUCCUGCAACGUGAACUCGAGUUGAUACCGGACAAGACGUUUCGGUCCGAGGGAAGAACUGGCGAGGAACUAUCGCAAUCGCUCAAUCUCGUUACCGGCGAUAAGGAACGUUUCUUCAUUGACGAAAAACACAGCUUUCUGACCUCGACAUACCAUGAGGCGAUGUCUAUGGUCUUCCGACACAAGAACAUCAAGCUGGAGGAUAUCAGAAUCUCACUUGCUGCCGCCGUCGGAUCGAAAUUGUUCUGGCUCCGAGAGGGAGCGGAAGAAACCGAGCCUUUCCAGAGAAACGUGAGACUAUACUUAGAGCGUUGCUAUCUUCAGGCGGAGGAAACGGAAAAAUCGCGCAAUGUACCCGGGUGGGCUGUUGACAUAUAUGCAAACUACCUUUGGGGCUGGAUCACGGAUUCCAUACCUGCGGAUCCAGAGUUGACUAAUUAUUUUCGAAGAAGGGUCUUUCUUGCCUAA
Molecule: messenger RNA, 1671 nt
Organism: Letharia columbiana
Lineage: Eukaryota; Fungi; Ascomycota; Lecanoromycetes; Lecanorales; Parmeliaceae
Exons: 1
Coding region: 1-1671 (556 amino acids)
Source: RefSeq, a predicted model, not a curated record